Funneliformis mosseae is the source of this 1107-nucleotide messenger RNA. The record is from the annotation of a GenBank genome assembly. Lineage: Eukaryota; Fungi; Glomeromycota; Glomeromycetes; Glomerales; Glomeraceae.
AUGAAAGUUGUGAGCAAGUUCACAGCUGAUAAGCUAAAUUGCAUCCCAGAGAAUAUAGGAAAGUACAAAGCCAUGGACGUAGGACAGCUUCAGUUCUUAGAUAGCUUUCAGCACAUGGGAAUGGGACUAGAUAAAUUAGUUGAAUGCCUAGGAUAUACAUUAGAAGUUGAUCUAGAAGUCCCAGUGCAUUUGCAUGAUUUCUUUGCGGAUUAUCCUUUAGCACCAGAAAAGCAGUUAGUUCCAGAAGAAUGGCUUAGCUUGUAUAAUGAAAGAUUAGUGCAUGAUAAAGAAGUUGGGGACGGAAAAUAUACAACAGGAGAAAAGCUCGUCCAAACCCUUUAUCCCAAAAAGAACUACGUAGUCCAUUAUCGUGUACUCCAGUUAUACAUGAAUUUGGGGAUGAAAGUUACAAAGAUUCAUAGCGCUCUCAAGUUUAAGCAGUCUCCUUGGAUGAAAGAAUAUAUCGAGGAAAAUAUUCGUAAACGCAAAAUAGCUAAGGCUAAUGGGGAUGAGUUUGGGGUUAUAUAUUAUAAGCUAAAGAAUAAUGCCGUCUUUGGUAAACAGAUGGAGAAUGUUCGAAAACACAUGAGAGUUGAGCUACUCCGAACAGAUGAGGAUAAAAAAAUCAGGCGCCUAGCAAGUUCUCCAUUAUUUGUAGGUUUCAAACAAUUCGAUGGAGGAAUUACAGCUGAUGAGACAAAGGGAAACCCAAUAGGUGAAUCAGUAUGUUUAAAGCCAAAAAUGUAUUCAAUUCUUCUAGCAAGACAUGAUCCUAAAACCCCUGAAACGGAUGCAGAUUAUGAAAAAGAGUUAGAAGAGGAACAAUAUAGAAAAUCUCAGGGUGAAAAGAAAUGGGAGAAAAAGCAUGGUAUCCAAAAGGCAAAGGGUGUUAAGAAAUGUGUGGUUAAGCGAGAACUUCGACAUGAUAAAUUCCUAGAAUGGCUGAAUCCAUAUGAUAACAAGCGCUGGAUCUUACUUGAUGGAAUUCGAACUCUCCCAUAUGGACAUUGGCGAAUUAGACUAUAUAAACGCCUGAUAGCAUCUGAAAUAUCUUCUGAGGAAGCAGAAGAAAGGGCCAUGAAAGCUAAACUUCGUGUCAAGACAUAG